This is a messenger RNA of Salvelinus sp. IW2-2015, 1944 nucleotides long. RefSeq names its product Krueppel-like factor 15. Lineage: Eukaryota; Metazoa; Chordata; Actinopteri; Salmoniformes; Salmonidae. Gene Ontology annotation, biological process: regulation of transcription by RNA polymerase II. The record is from RefSeq and is a predicted model, not a curated record. Gene Ontology annotation, molecular function: RNA polymerase II cis-regulatory region sequence-specific DNA binding; DNA-binding transcription factor activity, RNA polymerase II-specific.
UAUAGUACAACUCUGCCUCGCCGCUCGUCAGUCUGAACGGUGCUGCAUGGCAAGUCUCAAGGGCAAGGCAUGCAUUAGAGAGAGAUUCCCCAACGARUGCAAAGGAAAAGUAAAUACAUUGGAAUUAAACAGGGAUUUGUACAUGCUUGAUGAAUAAGAUAUACAGUAUCUGGGCUGGAAACCUUGGAAUUUAAGACUUUUUCUACCCAAGCUUUUUUUAUCUUGAGAGAGAACAACAGGUGUUCUCUAUCUCUCUGCGAAGCACGACCUUGCUGUGGUGACCCGUUCGUGGGUUUAUUUGGUCCCAGUCUCCCGGCAACAAGAGGAAUAACCCUAACAAACUGCUGUAUCAGAAAGACAAAUUUCAACACAAAGUGGGAGACAUUCUCUUGGCCCCUAGCCAGGAAUGGUGGAUAACUUCCUAGUGAGCGGCGAGGACACUUUUUUACCGUACGGUGGCUCCCCACCGGCAUACCGCCUGUUGGACAUGGUGACGGACGGGGGGACCUACCAUGUGAUGCCUUCGCCCUUCUCCGAGGAUGACCUGAGCGAGUCGUCCAGCCCUCGCUCCUGCUCCAGCCCCGACUCCCAAGUGCUCAGUUCCAGCUAUGGCAGCAGCUCCAGUGCCGAAAGUUCAGACAGCAUCCUGGACCUUCUGCUGUCCCAGACCUCCCUAGGCGGGGCAGGGACCGGGGCGGCCAUCCCCAUGUCACUGCCCACCUUUCUGUGGGACUCACAGAGGGACGYGCCAUCCCACCCCCACCCAGAGGCCUUGAAGGAGGAGAGCGUGGACUUCCCGGUCUGGUCCUUAGUGGACAUGGAGGAGCCRUCCUUCCAGCCCACCUUAGAGGAGAUAGAGGAGUUCCUGGAGGAGAACAUGGAGGUGGUGUCGUCCAUGAAGCAGGAGGCCCAGGAGGGGGCGCUGGGGCUGGGCCUGGAGGAGAUCUUAGGGCUGGGGGUGGGACUGGAGGUGUACAGGGAGUCCUCAUCCCCGGGGCCAAGGCUGGAGCCAGAGGCCAAGCAUUCAGACCAAACUGUGCCGACCGCAAAUGCUACCACCGUCACCGAGACCAAAAGCACAGCAGCCACAUCGUCACAGGAGUACAACGAAGGCCCGCACAAUGACGUGUUCAAGAGUGGUUCAUUAUCCAGCAGGCCAAGAUCAACACAGAGCUGUGCAAAUGGUGGCAGCGCUGGAAUGCCGGUCAUCCUGCAGAUCCAGCCCAUUCAGAUCAAACAGGAACCUGGUGCCACGGUUCCUCCUCCUCCUCCUCCCACAAUUGUCCAGCCUCCUCCUCAGUCGGCAUCAGACAUAAAAAUUGCCCAGCUGCUGGUCAACAUCCAGGGGCAUACCUUCGCCCUGGUGCCCCAGCUGCUUCCCUCCACCAGCCUCAACAUCUCCUCUAAGUUUGUGCGCAUCGCACCGGUGCCCAUCGCUGCCAAGCCCCUGGGCCUCGGUGAGGUGGCGGUCGGGGGCCAGGGCCAUGGGCUGCUGGUGGGGGGUCAGAAGUUCCAGAAGAACCCGGUGGCGGACCUUAUCAAAAUGCAUAAAUGCACUUUUCCCGGCUGCACCAAGAUGUACACCAAGAGCAGCCACCUGAAGGCCCACCUGAGGAGACACACGGGGGAGAAGCCCUUUGCCUGCACCUGGCCGGGCUGUGGAUGGAGAUUCUCACGGUCGGAUGAGCUGUCGCGGCACCGGCGGUCCCACUCAGGGGUCAAACCCUACCAGUGUCCCGUGUGUGAGAAGAAAUUUGCCCGCAGUGACCAUCUAUCAAAACACAUCAAAGUCCAUCGCUUUCCGCGAAACCGGACGCUGCGCACAGCAAACUGACCCCAUCCGGAUCACUCUUCAAUGGACAUAGACCAAGGGAGCACGGAAUGUGUGUGUGUGUGUGUGUGUGUGUGUGUGUGUGUGUGUGUGUGUGUGUGUGUGUGUGUGUG